AUGCAGAACAUUUACCUCCCUCCAGAAAUCCUCUCCGACAUCUUUUCCGAAUUACUCAGAGUCGAAUAUGGCGAUAGCCUUUCGCUUCUUCAUCCCUCACGACCCCCACUCUCCUUGGAAUGCGUUUGCAAGCAAUGGCGAGACGUAGUGGGUUCGACGCCACAAUUGUGGUCCCGUCUCCGGUUCCCUCCAUUGCCCCCUGGAGAUGCCCAAGGCCAGCGCUUUCCCAUAUUCUUGUCCCAGCUAGAGAGAUCGCUCGACCGCUCAGGCGCACUUCCACUAGACUUGUCGAUUUACGCCAUAUCGUUCACGGAACACAUCGAACCGCAACGCUUCGAUACCGCCAAUAUCAAUGCAUUCUACGACAGAUUUUGUCGCCAUAGACAUCGUUGGCGGACGCUCGUCCUCACUAUUCAUCAGCACGACUCGUUCCCCAACCUCGAAGCGACCUCACUUCCUCUACUCGAAUCCCUGGAUAUUCACACCGAGCCCACUGGAGCCACGGCACACCUCGAUGUUCUUCCACGGGCAUCAAUCACGGCACCACGCCUUCGAACAGUGAGCCUCGAGGCCGACGACCUCGGUCGUUGGGCCCUCCCAUGGUCGCAGUUAACGCAACUAUGCCUCAAUAAUCGCUCAUGGAUCGACCUCCCCGACCAUCACACUCUCACACUUCCUGCCUUUCGAACGAUCCUCAUAGAAUGCUCAGGUCUGCGGACCCUGACUUUAGCGCUCACGUUUGCGGACAGCUUCGUACGCUGGCGCGACGGGGACGUAGUCGUCUUACCCGAACUAGAGACAUUGCAUUUGGAUGCCGUGUCUUCCACCAUGCUGAAUGUGCUCCUUCGCCAUAUCUCUGCACCCAGACUACGCGUCCUAGACAUUCGACCUUGCGAAAAUUUCUGGUGGAAUCCCUCCGCUCUUUCGUCCCUUCGCGACUCCGUCAAGCGACAUGCCCGGACUCUCGAGGUACUCCGUCUCCCUCGGCUAGGAAUCGAAGAGCAGACCCAUCAUAUUUUUCAUUUGCAUUCUAUCAUCGCGGACGCCAGCCAUCUACGAAUACUCGAAUGUCACGUAUCGGAUAUCACGGCGACCACCCUUCGGGCGCUCGUGCUACAUUUUGCUCCCUCCGACGAGCUGGAAUCUGGACAGAAUCCUAUGUUGGUGGAGAUGUGUGUUCGAGGCGAUGUCAUCCCCGAUCCUUCAAAUUCCACGAUCGACUCCUUCAUGCGAUUGCUCCUGGACGUUAUCGAGUCACGGCGGUGGUUGCCUGAAAUUGCCUUCGACGCCAGUGGUAUUUCAGUCGGGCGUGUAACUACAGUCGAUCUAGGGCUUUUCGAGCGAUGGUUUGAGGAGGCGGCAGGGCAUGCGGAGAUAGAGAUGGAUGAGACGAUUCGAGCGAGAGUGCGUGCGUUGAAGGAGGAUGGGUUCAUUUUCGGUUAA
This is a messenger RNA of Stereum hirsutum FP-91666 SS1, 1443 nucleotides long. RefSeq lists its product as uncharacterized. The coding region runs from base 1 to 1443 and encodes 480 amino acids. NCBI's taxonomy places the organism in Eukaryota, Fungi, Basidiomycota, Agaricomycetes, Russulales, Stereaceae. Gene Ontology annotation, molecular function: protein binding. The transcript has a single exon. The record is from RefSeq and is a predicted model, not a curated record.